UUGUGGAUGCUGCAAACUCUCUCUAGCCAUGAGAGAUAUAAUCCUCGACCCUCUUGAGGCAUUUGGGGGUCUCACUUCACAGCCGCUUUGCUUGAAUCUAGAAAUUAAUUAGAGAGCAUGAUUCCUGUGUGCCACAUGCUCUGCUCUGUCACCACCAAUGGUGCAUUCCAUUCCUGGCCAGUUGACAGAAAAACAUGCUCUACAGCCCCCAUCGCUCUCAUCCUAAAACUUUCAAGGCAACCUUCAUCCUUGAUGGCUUGCUGCGUGAGGAAGCCUUCAACAGGGACCCGAUUGCUCCCAGGUUUCCGAAUUUUGGAGAACCUGGAGAUGAGCAAUGGAAGGAUAUUAGCCAGUGGGACACCACUGAAAAUCUUCGGCAUGGACAUAGGGUACAUCUGGUCAGCCUUGCUGGAUGCUACCAUCCCCUCCAGGGACUCCCUUCUACCAUUCUUGUCAACAGUCCUUGGGUACUUCAUCAUUGCUGGAUCUAUCGUCACCAAGCUCCCUCAGAUACUAAAGAUUUUGAAGCAUGGAAGUGUUAGAGGACUUAGUGUAGCCUCCUUUGAGCUUGAGCUCAUUGGCUACACAAUUGCUCUGGCAUAUUGUAUUCAUAAAGGACUGCCCUUUUCAGCUUAUGGAGAGCUAGCUUUUCUGCUGAUCCAAGCAAUUAUCUUGAUUGGAAUCAUUUACUAUUACUCGCCACCAAUGGGAAGCAAAACAUGGAUGAAAGCUUUGCUAUAUUGUGGACUAGCUCCAACUGUUUUGGCUGGAAAAAUUGAUCCAGGUCUUUUUGAAAUCCUUUAUGCUUCACAGCAUGCCAUCUUCUUUUGUGCUAGAGUACCACAGAUAUGGAAAAAUUUCACAAAUAAGAGCACUGGCGAGCUGAGCUUCCUGACUUCUUUCAUGAACUUCGCUGGUUCCCUUGUAAGAGUUUUUACCAGCAUCCAGGAGAAGACUCCGUUAAGUGUACUUAUGGGCUCUGUAAUCGGCAUCGUGACAAACGGUACGAUUUUGGGUCAGAUAGCGAUGUACCAAAAGCCUGUGCCGAAGAAAGGAAAGAAAGAAGAAUAGGGCGUGAGAACUCUUGCUGCUGGUUUACAAUUUUGCUCCAGGGCUAUUCUUGGAGCAACAUGCACCACUUACCAGGACUUCAUGACAAAAACAGUAGGGAGAAAAUUCAUGCAGACUUGGGUGAUGAUGGAAACAAUAGGAUAUUUCUUCGUUUGUAAUUUUUCGAAGUAUCGUAAAAUGACUGGCUGUGUAGUUUUCAAUUGCCACCUUGGUUAGUUUUCUCUGUGCAACUGUUUAAUGAUGCUAGAAAGAUGUAUAUCCAUUUUUAUGUUUGAAUAUUAUUUGUUGUUUUUAGCAA
Molecule: messenger RNA, 1369 nt
Organism: Aegilops tauschii subsp. strangulata
Lineage: Eukaryota; Viridiplantae; Streptophyta; Magnoliopsida; Poales; Poaceae
Product: mannose-P-dolichol utilization defect 1 protein homolog 2
Source: RefSeq, a predicted model, not a curated record